CACGAAUGCCCUCGAUCAAAAGUAGCUACACAUUUUUCAACAUAUAUGUAUGUAAAAGUAUUGCAACGUUAACCUGAGUAUUUUAACCAUGGUUCCUACAAAAAUCAAGUUGUUGUUUGCCUUACAUAUUCUACUUUGUGCUUCAGUAACUCGUGCGCUAUCCGUAAACACCUUGUCUGCAAAUCAAACCAUUAAACACGGUGAUACCAUCGUUUCUCCAAAAGAAACAUUCGAACUUGGUUUCUUUAGCACUCGGAACUCCACAAAUUAUUAUGUUGGAAUUUGGUACAAGAAAAUCUCCAACAGGACCAAGACCGUCGUAUGGGUAGCUAACAGAAACACACCACUCACCAAUAACUUUAGCAAGUUAACUCUCACCAUCCAUGGAGUUUUAGUGAUCCGGGAUGGAAUGAAUGAUAAGCAGGUAUGGUCCUCUUCAAACUCAUCAACGAGGUCGGUGAGGAAUCCUCUUGGUCAGCUUCUAGACACCGGGAACUUUAUAAUUUGCGAGGAAGCUGAUGCAAAACAAGAAAAUCCUAUAUGGCAAAGUUUUGACUACAUGACUGACACUUUACUUCCAGGAAUGAAGCAUGGCUGGAAUUUGGUCACCGGGUUUCAAAGUCACUUCACAUCAUGGAAAUCCAGCGAUGAUCCUGCUGCCGGUGAGUUUUCCUGCUGGCUUGAUAAGAAAGGUUUCCCUCAGACGAUUGUAACCAAUGGCGAGGAAUUAGUAACGUUCAGAGCAGGUCCAUGGAACGGACUCAGGUUUAGUGGAAUUCAAGUAAUGAAAUUACCGAACCGACUUAUCAGAUAUGACUUUGUUCUGAAUAAAAAAGAAAUCUACUACCAGUAUAAUCUCAUAAGUGAUUCAGUUUAUACGAGGGUGGUGUUGCAGCCUAGUGGUAUUUUGGAGCGUUUGUUAUGGAUUGAUAGCACGCAAGAAUGGGACAUUUAUAUUCAACUAGAGAAGGAUCAUUGUGACCAUUACAAUGUGUGUGGGCCAUUUGCCAGCUGCGACAUUAACAACAUUCCUGUUUGUGAUUGUUUAAAGGGCUUUGAACCCACUUCACCAGAACAAUGGAGGGUUGAUGAUUGGUCACAGGGGUGUCGACUUACAACCCCUUUGAAUUGUGGACCCAAGGAAGGGUUCAAGAAGUAUUCAAAUUUGAAGUUACCCGACACUCAAUGGUCUUGGUAUAACCAUUCCAUGACUACUAAAGAAUGUGAAAGGAUGUGUAAAAGCAAUUGUUCCUGCACUGCUUACACAAAUUCGAAUAUCUCCGGGACUGAGAGUGGCUGCUUGCUAUGGUUUGGUGACCUGAUUGAUAUUAGAAAAUUUGACGAAAACGGGGACAGUCUUUUCAUACGAUUGCCACCUUCAGAGCUAGAAAGCUCGAGUGCUGGGAGACGAGUACGAGUUAUUGUCCCUAUAGCCUCUGUAGCUCUUGUUCUACUAGUCACUCUAUACUUGCUUUAUCGGUCUAAAAGGAACAAGCAAAAACAAGAAGGGACAGAUGGAAACAAGUCUGGAAAUGAUCGUGAAUAUGAUAAAGGUGAUAAGGAUCUAGAGCUACCACUAUUCGGCUUGCCUACAUUAAUCAAAGCUACAAACAAUUUUUCAAUAACAAAUAAGCUUGGAGAAGGCGGUUUUGGACCUGUUUACAAGGGUGUACUUGAAGACGGACAAGAAAUAGCAGUGAAGCGGCUAGCAAAAACAUCCAAUCAAGGACUCCCCGAAUUCAAGAAUGAAGUCAUGUUAAUAUCUAAAUUGCAACACCGAAAUCUCGUCAAGCUCUUGGGUUGCUGCAUUAAGGGAUCUGAAAAGAUGUUGAUGUAUGAAUACAUGCCAAAUAAAGGGCUCGACACCUUCAUAUUUGAUCAAACCCGAAGCAAACUACUUGAUUGGUCCGCACGUUACCGCAUUAUCAAUGGAAUUGCUCGUGGGCUUCUUUAUCUUCACCAGGACUCUCGGCUCAGAAUCAUCCAUAGAGAUCUUAAAGUUAGUAAUAUUUUGCUUGACUCGGAUAUGAACCCAAAGAUAUCAGAUUUUGGCAUGGCUAGAAGCUUUGGAGGAAAUCAAAUAGAAGAAAACACAACCAGAGUGGUUGGAACAUAUGGCUACAUGUCUCCAGAGUAUGCAUUGAAAGGUAUAUUUUCAAUAAAAUCUGAUGUAUAUAGCUUCGGUGUUUUAAUGCUGGAACUUGUGUGCGGGGAGAAAAACAGAGGUUUCGUGCAUAAAGAACAUAGCAACAGCCUUAUCGGACAUGCAUGGGUGCUCCAUAAAGAAGGCAGAUCACAUGAACUAGUUGCCAAGUGUUUAAGUGAAUCAAUCAAUGCAUCUCAAGUUCUGCGAUCAAUCCACGUGGGUUUAUUGUGUGUUCAAUGCCGACCCGAAGAUAGACCGGCUAUGACGUCUGUGAUUCUGAUGUUAGGGAGUGAGAAUCCAUUGCCUUCGCCCCAGAAACCAGGUUUUUUCAUAGAAAUAGUUACGGGCGAUACCUCGCAUUCUUCAAGCUCAUACGGAAACAGUUCUAAUAAUGAACUUAGCAUCACAGUCUUGAAUGGUAGAUGACGUGUCUUCUUAUCUCCCAUAGAUGUUCAAAUCGAUUUCAUCAUAAAAGUGUAUGAAUUGUAUGUAUUUUCAAGUAUACUUGUAUACUAACUUUUCAAAAUAGUGUGUUUGACAUCAUAGAAACUUGUUUAUGUUUAUCACAUCAUAACUAUGUUUAUCA
Molecule: messenger RNA, 2732 nt
Organism: Erigeron canadensis
Lineage: Eukaryota; Viridiplantae; Streptophyta; Magnoliopsida; Asterales; Asteraceae
Product: G-type lectin S-receptor-like serine/threonine-protein kinase At4g27290
Exons: 7
Coding region: 89-2572 (827 amino acids)
Biological process (GO): protein phosphorylation; recognition of pollen
Molecular function (GO): ATP binding; protein serine/threonine kinase activity
Source: RefSeq, a predicted model, not a curated record